Echinops telfairi (small Madagascar hedgehog) is the source of this 384-nucleotide messenger RNA. Its product is annotated as 60S ribosomal protein L31-like. Gene Ontology annotation, cellular component: ribosome; cytosolic large ribosomal subunit. Gene Ontology annotation, biological process: cytoplasmic translation. Gene Ontology annotation, molecular function: structural constituent of ribosome. Bases 7 to 384 code for a protein of 125 amino acids. NCBI's taxonomy places the organism in Eukaryota, Metazoa, Chordata, Mammalia, Afrosoricida, Tenrecidae. The transcript has a single exon. The record is from RefSeq and is a predicted model, not a curated record.
GGCACUAUGGAUCCCCCAAAGAAGGGCGGUGAGAGGAAGAAGGGCCGUUGGGCUAUCAAUGAGGUCAUGACCAGAGAGGACACCAUCGACAUUCACAAGCGCAUCCAUGGCGUGGGCGUCAAGAAGCGUGUCCGUAGGGCGCUCACGGAGAUUCAGAAGUUUUCCGUGCAGGAGAUGGGGACACCAGAUGUUCGAAUCCACACCAGGCUCAGCAAAGCUGUCUGGGCCAAAGGACUCAGGAAUGUCCCAUACCGUAUCCAUGUGCGGUUGUCCAGGAAACAUAAUGAGGAUGAAGAUUCCCCAAACAAGCUCUACACAUUGGUUACCUACAUGCCUGUCACCACUUUCAAAAACCUACAGAUAGUCAAUGUGGAGGAAAACUAG